AUUUAUUAAAAAAUGUUUUCUGUUCUAAUCAUUCUGAUUAUAUCCCUGAAGAGUGUGGUAACAGUUGAUAUUUCUGUGAACGUUCAAUUCGGAGGAGCGUCAGACAGUUCAUCAUGUGGUAACAAAGACAGUUUCACGGCAACAAACCAGGAAGAACUACGAGAAAAACUGGCGCAAAAGUUGGAAUCGGUAUUGUUGAAAAAUCAAGAUGAUUUGGUUACAAUUUCGUCCCAUUUCCGAUACAACAAUGAAUUCCACUCAACCGACCUUACAAAAUUAGAUUUGUUGACGACAUCAAAGCUUUCAACAGCAGCAACAAGCGACGCAUCUACUUCUGCUUUAUCCAACACUGAUAACUUUGACGAUUACACCUUGGCAACUAACGAUGACGUCACUGGUUCGUUAGCAACCGCUACAGGAAAUGACACAGCCGAUAGUGGGAGUGAUACCGAUUACAUCACAAAAACUGAUAAAGCAUCAAAAUACUCCAACAUCUCAUUUGCAACAUCUGUAGCACUAUCUACAUUUAAGUCGACAACACCAAAGAAGUACCAAACUACAGGUCGAAUAACUUCAAUCGGUACUGAGCACACUACUCUGGAAGCCGACAAGAUAUCCAGUACAUAUAUCGAGAGUUUCACAGCACACACUGCCGGCAAUUUUUUAUUACCAGAAAAUUGCGAUGUGAUCUACGAUCAGAAAUGCUUUCGAGUCAUCGUGCAACUAAUACAAAGAGUUACAUUACCUAUUGCUGAAAGUAUCUGUAGCAACAUGGGCUGGAAUCUUGCAAAUGUUUACAACGAAACCCAUUACUGGAUGCUAAUGAGUUACAUGCGCACAAAGAUUUAUUCGGACAAAUUCUACUUCAGGGUUUGGACUGGAAUGACUUUCGAGAACGGUCGCAUUCAUCUGAGAUCCGGUGUUCCGAUCACUCUCCCAACAAUCGUGUGGUACCCUAACCAUCCCAACACGAAGAAACACAUAGUAAUUGAUGUAAAUCGGAAUCCGAACGCACUUACUCAAGGAAUGUUUGAUGAAUCACCGAAAAAGGAAUACCACGGAGCUUUGUGUGAAUUAGAAGUCAAGUAAUUAAGAGUUUACCCGGGUUGACGUCGUCUUCUUUCCAGAAAAAUAGCUAUCAAAUACCAACCCCGUUGUUUGAGACCCUACAGUUUUUUUAGUGCUCGACCAUUCGACUCUUUUGGUCUGUAUCGGGCUUCUUUCUGUGUAUCGGGCGUCUCCUGGAUUCAGGCCGUCUCGAUUUAUAUUUCUCCUUAUAUUCUUUAAAUCAUUGUUUGACUUUUCCGUUCAAUUAAUUACUGUUAGACUUAGUCACGGUGUCAACGCAAGAUAACCAGUAUUGUUUCUUGCGACUCCUUUCACUCCGAAUUACCGUUUUUGCUUCUUUUCACAUUCUGUAUUCAUUUAGUAUAUUUCAUGUAUGGUGAAAAAACUACUGAUUACUGAUAUGUUGGAAUUCAUUAUUGCGUAUCUUAAUCACCGGAUCUCGCCAAUGAGCUAUCUAAUCUGAAUGAAUUAUAAUGGCUGUUCUUCUAGUCUAGUUUAUUUCGAAUCUAUUACUGUUUUACCAUGAAUUGUGUAUUUUAAAGAUAAUUUUUUAUCAUAUUGCUCCAUUGCUAUAUUUGCUGCUGUAAUACAGCAACAAGGUGUCGAUGACUGGAUGACUCGUUGAGUCAUUUGCGACCCCGCGUCAAUUUCUGUGAACCAAUGAUUCCCGUUUUUAGUUUACUGUUUUUCUCUUGCUUUGUAUUGAUUCUUGCAUGACGAAAUGAAUCUAAAUCAGAGUUUGACACUAACCAUUAUUGUCCGAAACCGCUUGUUCUUUUAUCUUUAAUUUAUUACCUUACGAUAUUCAGAUCAAAGUCUAGUUCACACAAGAAGAAUUUCCUUGUGAGCUCGUAUUUAAAAA
Messenger RNA from Styela clava, 1930 nucleotides. The record is from RefSeq and is a predicted model, not a curated record. Lineage: Eukaryota; Metazoa; Chordata; Ascidiacea; Stolidobranchia; Styelidae.